CCGGCACACCGAGUCCGGCUUCGAGGCUGUCACCCGGGUCUUGUCUGUCUGUACAAUCCAGUUCCGAGGUGGAGCUUCUGAGCAUCCUUGAUUCCUAGAGGAAGCGCUGCCGAAGGAUGGAAUCAACAGCUUAACCUUGGCAGGUGUCUGGGUGGCUCUGGUUCAUCUGCUAUGGUCACGGAGCCUGAGGUCUAAGGAAUACAGGGACUUUUGUGAUGACAAUAUGACUAAUAGUAAAGGAAGAUCUAUUAGCAGUAAAACAAGUGGUGGUUUCAGUAGUGGAGAAGGUUUUGUCGAUUGGACUUUAAAUUUAAAUACAAUUCAGUCUGACAAGUUUUUAAACUUACUGUUGAGCAUGGUUCCAGUAAUUUACCAGAAAAGCCAGGAAGACAGGCACAAAAAGACCAACGGCCUUUGGCAAGAUGGGUUGUCAGGGGCAGGCCAGGCGUUCAGUAGCAGGUCCGAGCAGCACGUGGAGUACCACGGUUUCUCCGAGCAGCCUUUCCACGGGAGCAGCGGGCACGCACCCUCAAACUGCAGUCCCAAGUACGACGACUACGCCAACUACAAUUACUGUGACGGCAGGGAGGCCUCGGAAACGACUGCCAUGCUGCAGGGCGAAGACGUGUCCAGUGAGGGCGACGAGGACGUCAUUGUGGAAACAAGCCAAAAGUUGCCCAAGGAAUCCAGCGGCAUCAUGGCCCUGCAGAUCCUGGUGCCAUUUCUGCUGGCUGGAUUUGGCACGGUUUCAGCCGGCAUGGUUUUGGAUAUAGUCCAGCACUGGGAGGUGUUCAAAAACGUAACAGAAGUUUUCAUUUUAGUUCCUGCCCUUCUCGGUCUCAAAGGGAACUUGGAAAUGACACUGGCAUCCAGAUUGUCCACCGCAGUAAAUAUUGGGAAGAUGGAUUCACCCAUUGAAAAGUGGAACCUAAUAAUUGGCAACUUGGCUUUAAAGCAGGUUCAGGCAACAGUCGUGGGUUUUUUAGCAGCGGUGGCAGCGAUCAUCUUGGGCUGGAUUCCAGAGGGAAAGUAUUACCUGGAUCAUUCCAUCCUCCUGUGCUCCAGCAGCGUGGCCACCGCCUUCAUCGCAUCUCUUCUGCAGGGAAUAAUAAUGGUUGGAGUUAUCGUUGGUUCAAAGAAGACUGGUAUAAAUCCUGAUAAUGUCGCUACACCCAUUGCUGCCAGUUUUGGGGACCUUAUAACUCUGGCCAUAUUAGCUUGGAUAAGCCAGGGUUUGUACUCCUGCCUUGAGACCUAUUACUACGUUUCUCCACUAGUUGGUGCCUUUUUCUUGGCCCUAACUCCUAUCUGGAUUAUAAUAGCUGCCAAACAUCCAGCUACGAGGACAGUUCUACACUCAGGCUGGGAGCCCGUCAUCACGGCGAUGGUGAUAAGUAGCAUUGGGGGCCUUAUUCUGGACACAACUGUAUCUGACCCAAACUUGGUUGGGAUUGUUGUUUACACUCCAGUUAUUAAUGGUAUUGGUGGCAACUUGGUGGCCAUCCAGGCCAGCAGGAUCUCCACCUACCUCCACUUACACAGCAUUCCAGGAGAACUGCCAGAUGAACCCAAAGGUUGCUACUACCCAUUUAGGACUUUUUUUGGUCCAGGAGUAAAUAACAAGUCUGCCCAGGUGCUCCUGCUUCUGGUGAUCCCCGGGCAUCUGAUCUUCCUCUACACCAUCCACCUGAUGAAGAGCGGCCACACCUCGCUGACCGUGAUCUUCGUAGUUGUGUACCUGCUUGCUGCUGUGUUACAGGUGUUCACCUUGCUGUGGAUCGCCGACUGGAUGGUGCACCGCUUCUGGAGGAAGGGAAAGGACCCGGACAGCUUCUCCAUCCCCUACCUGACGGCGCUGGGCGACCUGCUGGGCACAGCUCUGUUAGCCCUGAGUUUCCAUUUCCUGUGGCUCAUUGGGGACCGAGAUGGCGAUGUCGGAGACUAAUAAAUCCUACCUGCUGCUCUCAAGUCACCCAGGAGGAGCACCCAAGAUGACCACUUCUGGCUCUUUUCCAAAACUCUUACGCCACUAGUUUGACUUCUGCCAGGGUAAUCUUCAGUUGGCCCUGAUUCAAUUAAAUGGCCUUAACUUUUUUUUAAGGAAUUUGUCCUGAAACCAGAAUGAACAGUAUUUGUGCUGCUUUUUGUAGAAUAAAUAAUUUGACAUAGA
Marmota flaviventris (yellow-bellied marmot) is the source of this 2170-nucleotide messenger RNA. The record is from RefSeq and is a predicted model, not a curated record. NCBI's taxonomy places the organism in Eukaryota, Metazoa, Chordata, Mammalia, Rodentia, Sciuridae.